Protopterus annectens (West African lungfish) is the source of this 1212-nucleotide messenger RNA. RefSeq lists its product as uncharacterized. The record is from RefSeq and is a predicted model, not a curated record. Gene Ontology annotation, cellular component: cytoplasm; nucleus. NCBI's taxonomy places the organism in Eukaryota, Metazoa, Chordata, Ceratodontiformes, Protopteridae. Gene Ontology annotation, biological process: negative regulation of gene expression. Bases 1 to 1212 code for a protein of 403 amino acids. The transcript has 3 exons. Gene Ontology annotation, molecular function: transcription corepressor activity.
AUGACUUCAGAGAAAGAAGAACUAAAUAAGGAAUUGAAUAAUUUAAAUAAUAUGUUUAUGGAAAGGGGUUACCUCAAAGAGAAGGUGGAUAGGGUGAUAGAUGAAAUAAAAAGAGGUUGGGGUACUAGAUAUAAACCCCUGUUAGGUGUUCCUAAUGGUGUUCAUGAUAAGUAUGGGGAAGAAAAUUGUAACAAUAAAAAUAAGAAAUAUCAAAAAGCAUGCAUAAUUGAAUUUAAUGGAUUUACAGAAAUAUUUACGGAUACAGUCAGAAAAAAUUGGAGUAUGUUGAAAAUAAAUAAGGAACUGUUUGAAGUGGUGGGAUUUGAACCUACCUUUACAUAUAGGACCGGGAUGAACUUUAAGAGAGUUUUUGAACAGACGCAUAAGAAAAAAUUGGGUGUUUUAAGGGUGACCACUAACUGUGGACAUUGUGUCGCAAUGAAAGCAUGUGUCUCUAGUGUGUUGAAAGCUGUUGAAGAUUUUGCAGUAAAACAUCCCACUUCAUCUGUGUCGUGUGUAAAAUUAAUCAGCACCACUUCUGAGAUUUUUACAGCAUUCCAGGAAGAAGCAAGCACAAAAUCACAGAAGAGUGGAAGCAUUUGGUCAACAAUUUUGUCCUUCUUUGGUGGGGCUUCAUCACUAUCUCAGGAUAAUGAAACAUCAUCAGAGGAUGAUAUUGCACCAGCCAUUUUAAAAAUGUAUGCCUUAAAGAAGGAAAGUAUUCUGAAGGCAUUUGAUGAUAUUCAGCUUUUACUGACUAAAGAAUGCAUUUCAAAAGAUCUUGAAAUUGAACUUGAUAUGUUCUCUAAUGAAAACCUUGAAUUAAUAAAACAAUUUAGUAGUGAUGUAGAGGUCAACUUUAAUAAGGAAAAGAGUACCAUAUGUAUAUCUGGGUUUACUUCUCAAAUAUGUGAACUGCAAGAUAAGAUAAUUACUCUUUCGCGCACAUUACAACAGAACAGAACUACAGAACAGGAAGCAAAACACCUUCAAGAAAAAGUUUGCUGGAAAUUCUGGAAAGAUGGAAAGUGGAUGGAUUUCAAUUUUAAAGUUAAUGCAUGCCUAGAAAGAGCAUACCAGAUUAAUGACAAAGAGGCUGAUGUUGAAGUCGAUGGAGUAUAUGUUCUCUUUAACAUGGAAAAUAAAAUGUUAAAGCUAAACAACACUGAUAUUCGCAUUUGCCGUAGAAAUCCUGCAGGUAAGAAUUCUUAA